GUUUCCUACUACGGUUUGCUGAAGUAGGAGCAAAAAGUUUGACAAGCCCCGCGGAGCGUCGACCGAGCUGCAGGACGCCCAGGAACCAGGAAACACGGCCCCAACGGACCGACGUGUCCAUCCGAACCGAGGGCCCUCAUCUGCCAAGGAGCGAUGGAGUCUGUCGCCCAGAAAAUGUUGACCUCCCGAUUCAGUCUGGAUCUGGGACCCCUGAAAGAGCCGCUGGCGUUCAUCCGUUUGUUAGAAUGGCUGUUUUCCAUAUUUGCCUUCGCUACGACUGGAGGCUACAGCGGCAAAAGCGGCGUCAACAUCCUAUGCCAGGGCACUACCAAUCACGAAGUAUACGCAGACUUUAACUACCCAUUCAGGUUGAUGCAGCAUCCCUAUGAGGUUCCCAGCUGUAUUAUCAAUAAGACGGCCACCAGUCUCUACCUGACAGGAGACUACACGUCCUCGGCACAGUUUUACGUCUGCAUUGGAGUGUUGGCCUUUCUUUACAGCACUGCCACGCUCGUCCUCUACUUGGGCUACCAGCACUUGUAUAGAGAAUCUAGUCGUGGUCCCCUCAUAGACCUGUUGGUGACGGCGUCUUUGGCCUUCCUGUGGUUGGUGUCAUCUUCUGCUUGGGCUAAAGGCUUGUCCGAUGUGAAGCAUGCCACCAGUCCUUUAAACAUGAUAACUCUGUUUGAUGAUUGCAAGGAUGUCCAAAACAAAUGCACACCCGGUGCUUUGCCUCACAUGGGCCGACUUCACGCCUCCGUGAUUUUUGGCUUCCUUAACCUCAUCCUGUGGGGUGGCAACUGCUGGUUCAUUUACAAGGAAACUCCGCUCCACAAAUCAGCCAAUGAGCCUUCAGAUGUGGAAGGGGUUGUCAGGCCAACGUAACUGCACAGCUUCACUAUCGAAUGAAUUGUUUCGGUAAUAAUUGUUCGAAAAAUACAGUAGAACACAAGGUACAUAUUACUAAAACCAACUGCUCCUUUUUCCCCAUUUAUAUUAACAGCUGUUUAAUCUCAAAUACAUUUCAGAAGGCGCUACAUUUUAGUUCACACUGAAAUCAAGACAGGAAGUUGUAGCAGUCAAAAAUGUGUUAUUCUCGUAGAUGUUCAGUUUUCAUGUUUUAACGUGUGUCCAUAUAUACCCAAGUAUCAAUAACAACUGUCCUUAUUAUUUCAAAUGGUACUGCAGAUGUGAACUGAAUGAUGCAUUGUUGUUCAAAAUGCUGAAUCACUUUGUCUCCCUGUUAACUGUCAGUGUCUCUGUACCAUAUUAUUGUUUCCAAACAGCGGUUUCUUACAAAAACUCAGGGUUAUUUGAGUGUCCUCAAAGCACCUAAAGAAUAUAGAAUAGUUGAGGUGCAUUUAUUGUUAACACCAUACAAUUUCUGUCUAAUUCUAAAACUUGAAUUAGGCAUGAUAAAGUGCAGUUGCAAUUGAUGAAUUCUAAAUAGAUAUUCAUUUUGAAAAAAUUCAGUUGCCAGUAUGAGAUUAUUUAUAAAGAGUCCAAGCAAUUUUAUUUAAAAGAAUUUUGUGGUAAGCAAGUGUCAUUUUACCAUUAGGCUACAAUAGGGAAAUUGGCCUAACAGCUGAAUGUUUUGUAGAUUGUGGUGCAUAUAUCAGUGAGAGCAUGUUAGCUUUUUUAUUAUACAUUUAAAACUAUUAAACAUAAUCUAAAAGUUAACUUUUUUUUGCCCGAAAGGAUAUUUUUGUCCGUAACGUUCAUAAUGUUUAAAUUUAAGAAAAAUCCCCAGGGUUCCCCAAGGUCCUACAGUAUUUGAAUAGCACUGUUUUAUGAAUUGUAUAUCCUUAGCCAGUUGUGUACCAUGAGCGGAUUUCAUAUAUUCUUGACUAAUCUCUAACUUCUUAUUAAUGAACUGCCUUCUACCUUCACAUUAUUGAUAUUAUAGGUAGUUUUUCCCUAUUGCUUUCAUUUUUUUUGAUUAUCUUCUUUGAUAUAGCCUUGCUUGUUUCACAGUUCUACCGUGCUCCUUCACUGUGUUUUUUAAAAAUGUCAAAUUAAUGAGACAGAAGAUCCGAUCAAAAUCAAUGAUUCUACUUGUGUGCUCAUUAAAUGGAAGAACUGGA
This is a messenger RNA of Scophthalmus maximus (turbot), 2084 nucleotides long. It is a transcript of the gene sypl2b, whose product is annotated as synaptophysin-like 2b. The record is from RefSeq and is a predicted model, not a curated record. Lineage: Eukaryota; Metazoa; Chordata; Actinopteri; Pleuronectiformes; Scophthalmidae. Bases 154 to 885 code for a protein of 243 amino acids. Gene Ontology annotation, cellular component: synaptic vesicle membrane; synaptic vesicle. The transcript has 6 exons.